This is a messenger RNA of Apus apus (common swift), 932 nucleotides long. RefSeq names its product nucleoredoxin like 2 (gene NXNL2). Bases 94 to 564 code for a protein of 156 amino acids. Lineage: Eukaryota; Metazoa; Chordata; Aves; Apodiformes; Apodidae. Gene Ontology annotation, biological process: photoreceptor cell maintenance; sensory perception. The transcript has 2 exons. The record is from RefSeq and is a predicted model, not a curated record.
UGGGCUGAGUGGCGCGGGAGACAGACCCAGCGUGGAGGUGCUGGGGGCCACCCUUCGCUCUGCUGCGUUCCUCGGCGGCCGGCCCGUGGCAGCAUGGUGGAUGUGUUCAGCGGGCGGGUCCUGGUCAGCAAGGACGGCCGAAGCGUGGACCCCGAGGAGGCCUUGCAGAACAAGGUCGUGGGCUUGUACUUCUCCGCCGGCUGGUGUUCGCCAUGCCGCGACUUCACCCCCGUCCUCUGCGAGUUCUACACAGAGCUGCUAGAGGAGACUCAGCCCCCCGCCCCCUUCGAGGUUGUCUUCAUCUCUUCCGACCACAGCGCCGAGGAGAUGGACGGCUACAUGCACACUAUGCAUGGGGACUGGCUGGCCCUGCCUUUCCACGACCCCUACAAGCAUGAUCUGAAGAAGAAAUACAACAUUACAGCAAUUCCUAAACUCGUGAUUGUGAAACAAACUGGAGAAGUCAUUACUGACAAGGGAAGAAAACAGAUCAGAGACAAAGGGCUAUCCUGUUUUCGGAACUGGCUUGAGGGUGCAGAUAUCUUUCAGAAUUUUUCUACUUAGAAGCUGGCAGAUGAAAGCAAGACAAGGCAUCAUGGAGAACUUUGUAGAGCUCUGAGGAGACUUGCCUUGUUCAGAUCAAGAAGGGUAAGGCUUAUUUAUCUUUGCUUGUAAGCAAAGUUUGUUUUCAACUUGAAGAUCAGCUAUUCCAAUAAGUCAUAAAAUGCAAUUAUUGUUUUAUUUGUUCUAUCCACUAUAGUAUGUAUGAACCAAAGCAUUCCUGAUAAUACUAAAGAAUUCUGGAGGAUACGAUGUUUUAGACAUUAAUAAUGGAGCACUGUGAAAUAUAUGCAAACACUUACUUUGUAAAAUCUGUACAGUAAAAAUUAUACAUAUGCACAAACCUAUUUUUUCCUAAUGACAGUUUUUUU